AUGAAGUAUACUUUUUCCUGUCAUAUCCUUGGCCUGAGACUGAGUUGUUUCAAAUUUUCUUCUCUACGAUGGUUUUUGCGGAAGUUCGUUUUGCCAAAGCCAGAGACUGGAUCAGACGAAAAAUCGAUGGAGAACGGUUACAUGACACUCUUAGGCUUCGCUGAUGUAGUAGCUGUGAACAGCGAAAGCAAGCUAGAAUCGAAACACCAGUACCAAAGCGGAAUGAAAUUUUUGUUUUUCUGCGAUAUUGGCUACAAAGAUACAGCACGCAUGUUGGUUGAAACGGCACUGGUGUUGUUGAAAGAUGUGAAGAAAGAAGGACCAGAAGGCACAGGAGGCGGAAUUCUUACACUUGGAUCAGUGCUUGGACCUCAGCUUUUAUAUCGAUUGACUGAGCACAAAGCAACAUUCAACAUGGAAACUUCAAAAGAAAGAUGUAUAUAGGACGAACAAGAAGCCCUAGUGAUUAUACGUCUAGAGAAGCACAAGGUGGAGGCCUUUUUCUUUAACCCAGAAGAACAGCAUUCGCUUUUGUAGAG
Messenger RNA from Amoebophrya sp. A25, 539 nucleotides. The record is from the annotation of a GenBank genome assembly. Lineage: Eukaryota; Dinophyceae; Syndiniales; Amoebophryaceae.